This is a messenger RNA of Salvelinus sp. IW2-2015, 303 nucleotides long. NCBI's taxonomy places the organism in Eukaryota, Metazoa, Chordata, Actinopteri, Salmoniformes, Salmonidae. The record is from RefSeq and is a predicted model, not a curated record.
AUGGACCCAUGGGAGUUUCCACCCACUGCCCCCAAUGCUAACAAGACUGACGAGGCUGGUUCAAAAGACAAUGACUACUUCACAGAGUUGUCAAAAGACCACAAUAUAAUGACGGAGGUGCUCUUUGGAAGAAAUCUGAGACUAAAUCUAGCCUUGACCCUGUGGCGAAGAAAUGUUGGAGAACUGCUUACAUAUUUUUUAAGUCUUGACGAUGAGUCAGAGUCAUCCAGUGUUUCAAUUGGCUGUUGUGUUGACCUUUUCCCUCUAGUGAAAAAGGUCCUCACUAGUCCAUAUGAAGAGUGA